AGGGAAGAGAAUAAAAACAGUAAUUAAGAAGAAAAGAUAAUAACGUAAAGAAGAAGAUUUAGAAGAAAAAAGAUUAAAGAAGAAAUUUGAAAAAAAAAUUUAAAGAAUCAUUUGAAAGAAGAAAAUAAAAAAAUUAAAUAUUAAAAAAGAAACAAAUUAAAAACAACAAAAAGGUAAUUAGAGUGAAAAAGUAAAAGAAAAAAGAGAGAAAAGAAAUUAAAAAAAGCAAAAAUUAUCGCUGAAAAGAAAAUCGAGGUCAAAGAGUAAAAAGUGUAAAUAAAAAUAAAAAAAAAAAAAAAAAAAAUGGGUAAUAAGUUGUCCUGCAGCUGUGCUCCCUUGAUUAGAAAAGCAUAUCGUUAUGAGGAUUCCCCAUGGCAAACGGGAACGAGACCUGGAAUGACCGGAAAUGCAGCACGAAGAGGUGACACUGGCCAUUUGCUCAGGUGCGGAAGCUUAAGAGAGAGGAAGAGACUUUGGGCCGAAGUAUUUCAUGUGAGCGCGAGUAGUGGUUCAGUAAAAUGGCAGCAAAUAUCCGAGGAUUUGGUUCCGGUGAAUAUUGUUUGCAUUCAGGAUUCGCCAGAAUGCAUUUUUCAUAUUACAGCUUACAAUAGUCAAGUGGACAAAAUUCUCGACGUUCGACUCGUUCAACCAGGAACAAGAAUCGGCCUAGCAUCGGAAUGCUUUGUUUAUUGGAAAGACACAAUGACUAAUGACACGUGGGGAUUGAAUUUUACUUCUCCAAUUGAUGCGAAACAAUUUCGCGAAUGUUGCUCACCUUCCUUUAAGAUUGCACGUAAGGCCUCGUCUUCCUACUCCCUCAAGUUGGAGCCACCAAAUAAACAAAAAAACAAAACACGAAGAAAGCCUCUUUCGACUCCUGCCUCGCCAAAUAGAUCGAAAGAGCCAAUUUGCACUUGUAUGACACCCGAGCAACUCGCAAGACUUCGAAGUCAGGAUCCACGAUAUCGAACCCCUUGUGUAGGUGCAUCAACAUUGCCAAGAACAAUGGCACGUUCGACUGAAAUGGAAAUGACACCAGGACGUGAUAAAAUAACGGCGGCUACGUCCAGCGCGUCUCUCUACGACAAUGUCAAUAACGCAAAUCAACCUCUAGGGAAAACAAUGAAAAGCGGCGAUUCCAUUAAAAAACAAGACAAACAACAGCAAAACGAAACAUGUCAAACGGCACCAAAAACCGCGACCGUUGGCAUUGGAACCGCGACAGUUGGCUCGCAGAUCGACAGUCCUGAGGAUAAAGGAUCGUCGAUAUCACCAAAAAAAGGUACAAAACAAAAUCAAGAUACAUCAACACAUCAAAAUGGAAUGGAAACAUUAAAAUCAGAGGGCGUACAAGCUGGUGGUACAUUACAAAAUAAAACAUUUCGUCGUGAACAAUUACAUCAUACAAAAUCGGCAGAUUAUACUGAACUUGAAAUGCAAAAUGGUAAUAUAUUUAAUAUUGUCAAUAAUAAUCAUACAAGAAAAUCAAAGAGUAAAAGUACUGAUGACAUGAGAAUUGAAAAUGCUGCACAAAAUGGAAUGAGUCUUGAUUCAAAUACAUUAAAAAGAAUGUUAAAACCAAUGUCAAGUGUUGAUAGUCCAGUGACAUCGCCUGAAAUGUCACGUAAACGACAUCACGUACAUCCUGGUUAUCAUUAUCAUCCAAGCAAUAAUAAUCAGAAAUAUAUGAUGUCUGAGGGUGAAAAUGAAAAUUAUUACUAUAGAACGCCGUAUAAUAAUAAAUUUCAGGGAUCAAGAAGCGUUCACGAUAUGGCAAGGCAGUACAGCAAAAAUAAUGGAAGAAGCCGGAUGUACUUAGAUUUGGAACCUAAUCGGUGCACAGGUGACGUGUCUCCACCAUCGGACAAUGUUAUAUUUGACAAUCAAUGUUAUGCAACAACGCCAAGUUCAUCGAAUGGCAAUUCAGAUAUGGAACAAACGAAUCAUUGUAAUUCACGUAAAUGUAAUAAUGGCCAAUAUCAUCAACAAAAUAUACAAUCGGUAUCAACGCCGGGUAGUCCAGCAACGAAUCGACUUCUACUUGAAUAUGAGAUGCAUUUGAGAAAUACACUUGCCAAAGGAAUGGACGCUGAGAGUAUUAGUCUUCAUACAUUUGAGGCUUUAUUGUCGCAAAGUAUGGAAAAUCUCGAAUUUGCAGAAAAUAUUCCGCUGAAUGUGCAACGCACACCACAUGUUACCAGACGACGACCAAAUUCAAAUAAAUCGUCAACAUUGCCUCUGUCCUAUCGUUAUUGCACUGAGAGGCAAAACAGUAAAGAUCGCGAUGGAUAUUACAGCGAUAGAAAUGAAAUUGUCAGAGAGAAAAGAGAUCGCGACAUCGAUCGAGAUCGAGGCUAUCUCAGUGAUUAUAAUUCCAGAUGCGCAACUUGUAUUGGAGAAUCAGCUCGCGCCCAAUGGUUUCGACAUUCGGAUGGUUGGCAGUCUGCAAGUUCAACUCUUGGCUCAACUGCUUCCAGUUCAAUGAAUCCUAGUUACACUGUACACAAAAGGGAAUCCCCUUGGGAUUCACUUCCCUCACUUCGACACGAAGGAAGCCUCAACGAUAGUGGCUACAAAUCAAAUCGAACUGAUUCUCUUGAGCAAAGAAGCACUUUUGAUCGACAAGACAGUAUCCGAUCGGAUUAUAUGUCAGAUCGAGAAGGAAGGUAUGGAAUUGUGCAACAAGCUUCUUUAGAAAGCACCGACUCGAGGCUUUGCUACUUGACGUCUUCAGAGAUGUCAGAUGAUGACAGAAUGUCAUUAACGACAGCUGUCAGCGAUGAAGAUGAUGGUGAGAGUGUCAUGAAUUCCCCAUAUCGAGGAAAAACAAUGGGAACAGCCGCUGAUUCUUUCAAUUGCACUGGCGCCGUUCGUAAAGCUGGAUAUUUGAGUGUGAAAAAAUGGCUUUUGAGACGAAAACAACACAUUGAAUUAGCAAGAAGACGAGGUUGGAGAGGUUAUUGGGUUUGUUUAAAGGGCACGACACUUCUUUUCUAUCCAUGUGAAUCCCAUGAAAGUAGAGCCGUUGAAACGGCACCUAAACAUUUAAUUAUUGUCGAUGGUGCCAUUAUGCAACCAAUUCCUGAACAUCCAGAUAGAGAUUAUAUCUUUUGUCUCAGUACAGCAUUUGGCGACGCUUAUCUUUUCCAGGCUCCUUGUCAAGUGGAACUUGAAAACUGGGUGAACAGCAUCCAUUCAGCUUGUGCCGCUGCCUUUGCUCGUCAUCGUGGCAAGACAGGAACUUUGCACUUGCUUCAGGAAGAGAUUUUCCGUUUGGAGAAGUCAAUCGACUCGGACUCAAAAUUAAAGCACAUGGCAGAUUUACAGCAAUCGGUUGUUUCGGAUGUUGAAACGAAGCAACAAAUUAAUAAUCAAAUUGUUCAAUGGGAGGAAAAUUUGGAACGACUUCAUUGUGAACAAUUUCGUUUGCGAUGCUAUAUGGCCAGUUUACAAAGUGGAGAAUUGCCAAAUCCAAAGAGCUUGCUCACUCAUGUUUCAAGGGCGACAAAGCAGACCCUGUACAAACUUGGAGUCUUUACAAUGUCGUCCUUUCAUGCGUUUAUUUGCGCAAGAAGUCCAUCGUUACUCAAUAAUUUAUUAACUGGACGGGGUGCAACAAAACGAAGACCACCAAUUUUAUCGCGAAGCAAUAGCGCAUCAAGUAGAAGAUCUUUGCAAAUUUCACGUGACGAAGAGAAAACUGUCAAAGUCAUUAUACCUGAGAAUCAGACUGUUUCAGUUUAUUUACGUGACGCAAUGACUGUGGAAGAAUUUUUAGCCAGUGCAUGCAGUAGAAAGGGAUUAAAUGCAAUGGAGCAUUUUGUCCGAGUAAAAAAGCGACGCGAUAUGGAGGAUCACAAUUAUUUUGUCCCACACAGAACUGAUCUGAUUGAAACUUAUCUUCACACGCACGAAAUUGUAGAAGUUUGUGCAAAAAUUCUCUAUCAAGUUGAACUUCAGAGGAAUACAUUGGAUCAAAUGUGGGGAUUCUCUGUGGAGGCUGAGCUUAUAGAAAAUUCUGAUCGUCAAGACGAGCUUUGCUGUUACGUCAGUCGUGUCGAGGAUAAAAGUGUCGCUAUGCAUAACGGAAUUAUAAAAGGUGAUGAAAUAAUGGUAAUUAAUGGGGCAAUUGUCAGCGAUUUGGAUAUGAUGUAUUUGGAGAGUGUUUUACAAGAGGAAUUGGCCCUGUGUAUGAUGAUGCGUUCAUCGAGAACGGAACCUCCUGAUCUCACGGGAAUGAUGAGGGUCACUGACGAUAUUGAAAGUCUCGUGUGUCCUCCACCACCCACUGAUCCUCCGGUCAUCAGCGAUGAAAUGAUUUCCGGUCUGAUUGUUCCGGCUCCCGGAUGGAGUAAGGAAAAUAUUGUUCAAGAAUGUACGAGUACAACUCCCGGUGGCACAAGAAAACCAACAUCGAGAACAAAUUCAUUUGAAAUUGAAAAUUUAUUGAAAACAGCGGAACAAGUUACGGGCAUUUGUCGAUCACCAGGUGAAACACGAAAAUCAAGUCCAACCGGAAGUGUCGUUAGUUCACAUUCUCAAGCAAUGACGCCAAGUCGACAAUUGAGUGACGCUGAGAAAUUGAAAAAAGUCAUUCUCGAAUUAGUUGAGACUGAAAGGACAUACGUAAAGAAUUUAAAUAAUUUACUGGAAAACUAUUUGGAGCCAUUGAAGAGGGAAACAUUUUUGUCAAGUGCCGAGAUAAAUGCACUUUUUGGCAAUAUUCAAGAAAUUGUCACAUUCCAAAGGCAAUUUUUACAAAAUCUUGAUCAUGCGAUUGAAAUCGAGGCGGACUUUAACAACUUUGAGCAUCCGAGUCAAUUUAAGGGUGUACUGUUUUCCAUUGGAAGUGCCUUCUUAUUUUAUGUAAAUCACUUCAAGCUUUACAGCUCGUUUUGCGCGAGUCACUCGAAGGCUCAAAAAGUUUUACAUCCCAACGAAGGAAAUCAAGCUCUCCAAGAGUUUCUACAAGCUCGAAAUCCAAGACAACAACAUUCCUCGACUUUAGAAUCGUAUUUAAUUAAACCGAUUCAGAGAAUUUUGAAAUAUCCCCUACUUUUGCAGCAAUUAAGGAAUUUAACGGAUGAACGCAGCGAUGAACACAGACACUUGAUUGAUGCUCUAAAGGGAAUGGAAAAAGUUGCCGAACACAUCAACGAAAUGCAAAGAAUUCACGAAGAAUAUGGAGCAAUUUUCGAUCAUCUCUUUAGACAACAUCAAAAAUCUUGCAAGCAGCCAAUCGACUUGAGUCCAGGAGAUUUACUCUAUUAUGGAGGUGUCGAGUGGUUAAAUAUAUCUGAUUUCCUUGGAAAAAUCAAAAAAGGCCUCGAACUUCAUGCAAUGUGUUUUGUUUUUAAAUCAGCAGUGGUUUUCCUCUGCAAGGAAAGACUGAGGCAAAAGAAAAAGUUAAUGGGUGUUUCGACGAAAGCAAAUGCAAGCGAAGUGGAAAUAAUUCGCUAUCAAGUUUUAAUUCCGGUAACGGAAGUUCAAGUUCGAGCAAGUUCCGCCAAGGACAUGGAGUCACACUUCCUAUGGGAAUUGAUUCAUCUCAGGAGUCAAUUGCAAAGGCGCUCGGAAAAAGUUUACGUUCUGUCUAAUAGUACAACGGAAUUUAGAAACGCGUUUUUAAAGACAAUUCGACAGAUAAUAAGGGAAUCGGUGAGAAAUAUGAGUAUACCAUCAACGAAGCCACACUUGACACAACCGCCAAUGACAAUUGGACCGCGUAUGUCAACUGGUCAUGUGGAGAAAUUUGACAAGAAUCAAAUAACAGGUCAAAAUGGUAGCAUAAUUGCCAUUACGACAGGAACAUUAUCAAAGAAAAAAAUGUUGGCAAAUUCACAUCAUGCCAAACGAAAAUACAGUCAAUCGAGGGCAGUUGAUCGUGAAAGUGUCGAGGACAACAACGCCGAGGAAAAUGCAAAUUCAGCUCAACAACAGACAUUUCGUUCGCGGAGCAAAACAAUCAGCGACACUUCCGGUGAAGUGAAAGUUGAAAUGGACUCGGGGACUAAAUCCGAGGGUGAAGAGGACUCACAGGCUUAUGCGGCUGAGAAAAAGGCAAAUUUGGGACGUACGCCUAAUCAUUUAACUCUGAGUACUACCUCAACUAUUUCUGCUGGAAGUACCGGAAGUCAAGCGCGACUGAUUCAGUCGUCCCAUCAGCCGGAGAAUUAUCAACCGGCAACUGUCAAGGAACUCGGUUCACCAAUUUGGAAGCCACGAGAAUUGCCAUCGCUUGGCGAAGCAAUGACUUUGCCGCGAAAGGGAAAAUCGAGUAGCGAAUUUGCUGACAUGAGUUCGACGCACAGCGCCUCUAGAAAGUCACUCGUAGAAAUCAACAAUUGUGCUCAACAAUCCAACUUUAAUAAUCACGUCUAAGUUAAAUAAUCGAUUUCUUAAAUUACUUAUAUUAUUAAACAAAGCAAAGAAAAAAAAAACCAAUUACUAUAUAAUUAUAUAAUCAAGAGAAACCUCGAUCUGCUCACAUGCAGGGAUUAUCAACGUAAAUCCUAAAAUUUAAAGAAGAAAAAAAAACUGUAAAGAAAUUUAAAAAAAAAAGGAACAGAAAAGUGAAUGUGCGUUGGCUGUUCGAGCUAAAUGAAUUUUUUCUCAUUUCGCCCAUGGAAAACUCGAUUUUGAAAAUUCGAAAAUUCUCUGGUGAGUUUUUUUAACUUUAAAAAUUAUUUUUUUCUCCUAAUACGAAUUUUCUUUGUCUCUUUGCUUUUUAUUUUUCAUUUUUACUAACAUACAAAAAUGGAAAAUAAUUAACAAAAGGGAAAUAGAAAAAUUUGGUCAUUGAAAAGAAUAAUGAAAAUAAGAAAAUUGGAAAAAAAUUGUUUUUCAAAUGGUAAAAAUUUUUGGGGCGCUUGAAAGAUUUUUUUUUUAAAUUCUAAGGGAAAUUUCGCCAACGCGGUUUAAGAAAAAAAUAGAAAACAAAUAAUCGAGCUUUCUUUGCAAUUUUUUACAAAUUAUUAUUAUUAAGUUUCCCUUUUUUUCUCAUCUUCAAAUAAAGAAAAUCUCUUAAAUUCUUCAAAAAUGAAGAGAGAGAGAGAAAGUAAGAGAAAUCUCAAAAAAUGACACAACAUUCAGUGUUUGAGAUUUUUUUUAAACUUGUAAUUUUUAGAAAUUUCUUAAUAUAUUAUUUUUAUUGAACAUUUGCUCUCAAAUUUUUAAAGAUUUCUCACUUUUCUCGAUACAAUCUAGUUUCUCCUUCACGUAUUCAAAAGAGAGAGAGAAAGAGAGAGAGAGAGGUGUAGUUAGGUAGAUAGUUUAAUUAGAACGAGAGAAAUGAUAAGGAAACAAAAAUUAAGAAGAGUAAAACAGAAAUAGGAGAGAGAAUGAGAGAAUGAAUGAAAAAAUGGAAAAAAUGAAAGAGAGAGAGAAAGAAAAAAAAAUUGCUAUCAUAUUCUAUUGAUCUGUUUAAAAAUAAUAAAAUUCGUGUUUCCAUCUACAUAUAAAAAAAUUAAUAUUCUUCAGGAUUUGAACACAUAAUCAUCUUUAAAAAAAAAAAUUGAAAUUUAAAUUCCUUUAGCGCGAAGAGCAACGGAAAAUAAUCAAGUUUGUAUAUAAUGUAAUUGUUAUCCUUUGAGGAAUUUUUGGCAAAAGAUUUUUUUUUUAAGUGAUGAAUAAUUUCAAUUUUUCUAAUUUACAUUUUUACACUUUAAGCUAAACAUAGAAACUAAAAAAAAAUUUAAAUAAUUUUUAUUUUAUUUACUACUUUUUGUAACAAAAUAAGCUCAAAAAAAUUAAAUUUUUUUAUUUAGCGAGUAUAAUUUGCUUUAUUUUCUUUCUAUUUUCUAAAUUUAAUUUUUUAUUUAAAUAUUGUUGAGAUAAAAAUUCGAAAAAAUAAUCUUUUGUCACUCUUUCCUCAUUUUAUUGAAAACUUCAACUUUUCCAUUUUUGACAAAUUAAUCGAAACUGGAAGAUUUGAUAAAGUAAAAAUUAAUAAAAAUCCGUUGAUAAAUUUUUUUUCCACCCAAUUUUUGAAUACUUUUUUUCUAAAUUAUUUUUCGGCAAUAUUUUUUUGGGAUUACAUUUCUAAAAUUUCAAUGUAACCAUUUACAAAAUUAAAAAAUUUUACUAACAUAAUUUUUUUUAACACUCGCAAAAUUUUAAAGUUUAAUUUUAAAAUUUCAAAAAAAGUAAGUGUAAAGAAAAAAAAAUUUACAUUAUAAAAUUGAAAAAUUCGGUGAAAAAAAAAAUUAGAUUCGGUAUUUUAUUAUAUUAUCAUCAUAAUAAUAAUAUAUAUAUAUAAACGUUUUGUGAAUGAAGAGAAGUGAAAAUAAAGUGUUGGAGAAUGUGAAAAAGAGUAGAAUAUAUAUUGUAAUAAGUUAGUUAUUAAAAAAUCAAUUAUUGCGUGUCGUAAAUAAAAUUCGCCGUGGCUUAUGUAAAAAUAAAAUUUAAAAAAAAAGUCCUGCGAAAAAAAAAAUUUUGAUAAUCAAUUUAAAAAAUUAGAAUUUAUCAAUUUCGAGCUUUUUUCGUCAUGCGUCAAAAUAACAAAUUUUUUAUUUUUAAAAUUGCUUCAAAACUAAUUAUA
This is a messenger RNA of Leptopilina boulardi, 8539 nucleotides long. RefSeq names its product protein still life, isoforms C/SIF type 2 (gene sif). Gene Ontology annotation, biological process: activation of GTPase activity; small GTPase-mediated signal transduction; positive regulation of axonogenesis. Gene Ontology annotation, molecular function: protein binding; guanyl-nucleotide exchange factor activity. Lineage: Eukaryota; Metazoa; Arthropoda; Insecta; Hymenoptera; Figitidae. The coding region runs from base 304 to 6381 and encodes 2025 amino acids. The record is from RefSeq and is a predicted model, not a curated record. Gene Ontology annotation, cellular component: membrane; synapse. The transcript is spliced from 29 exons.